CAAGAUGGCGAACCGGUUGCAGUUUUUUCCAAAAAUUGCAUCAAAAAUCAGAUGGUCUACCAGAUUCCUUGGUGCUAAUCGUCUAAACAAACUUUACAAUGAUAAAACUACACAUCUUCAUACAUCACCCACACUCUUUGAUGCAAUCGGCAUCAAGAUGCCUUCGUUAUCGCCAACCAUGGAAGAAGGGACCAUCUUGAAAUAUUACAAAAAGGAAGGCGACCCAAUAGCACCUGGUGAUAUCCUGUGUGAGAUUCAAACAGACAAGGCGGUGGUAGCGUUUGAACUUGAUGAUGAAGGUACUUUGGCAAAGAUUUUGAAACCAGAAAACUCAAAAGAUGUCAAGAUUGGAACUUUGAUAGCUGUUAUGGUUGAAGAAGGUGACGACUGGCAAAAUGCUGAGAUACCAGCAGAGGAGGUGGAUGCAGCUGCUCCAACAGCAGCUGUUACAGAGGCAGAAGCUAGUCCUAGUCCAGCAUCAAAAGCAGCUCCAACUAGUCCGUUAGCUCACGGGACUGAGCUCUAUGGAGAUGGGCAUCUGGUUGGACCAGCUGUGAAACAGCUACUGGAAAUGUAUCAAAUAAAUAUCAAGGAUGUAACCCCGAGUGGGCCAAGUAAUACAGUUAUGAAAGGGGAUGUUUUAAAGUUUGUGAAUGAGAAUAACCUGAAACCAGUAGAUCACACAACCGCUCCAGUGUCUGUACCAGUUGCUGAACCGGCCACUGUGGCAGCACCUGUCCCUGCUGCUGCUCCUGUGACUCCAACGCCGGUCGCUUCCCCACCACCACCUCCUGCUGGCGCUGACUUUGAAGAUAAGGAACUAACCAGUAUGCGUCGAACAAUAGCUAAGAGGUUGACCGAGUCAAAGCAAACAGUGCCUCAUACUUAUAGUACUACAAGCUGUAAUAUGAAGAACCUUAUAGAAUUACGUAAACAGUUGAAAAACGAUGGUAUCAAGGUGUCUGUCAAUGACUUCAUAAUCAAGGCUUGUGCAGUUGCAUUGAAGCGCGUCCCAGAAGUAAACGCUGUAUGGGGAGGGGAAGCACCACGUCAACUGGCUGCUGUAGACAUCUCAGUUGCUGUGGCAACAGAUAAUGGACUGAUUACACCUAUUGUCACCGAUGCUGCCAGCCUAGGGGUACAGGACAUUUCAGAAAAAGUGAGAGAUCUUGCUGGCAGAGCUAGGAUUGGUAAACUUCAACUUCAUGAGUUUCAAGGGGGUUCAUUCACGAUCUCAAAUCUUGGUAUGUUUGGCAUCACAGAGUUCUCAGCUGUAAUCAACCCACCACAAGCGAGUAUCAUGGCAAUAGGUACAUCAACACUUGAACUUGACACAAAUGGGAAACCCAAGACGAUGAUGACCGUCACACUGUCGUCAGAUGCCAGGAUAGUAGAUGACUUACUCGCUGCAGAAUAUCUGGAAGAAUUUAGAGAUUUAAUGGAGAAUCCCUUCAAAAUGCUAGUUGGAGGAAAACGUCAUCGCAAGGAGCAAGCAGAACAGUUCUCAUGAGAUUAAAAGACUAAUGAAUAUCUAACCAAUCAUACAGAAAUGCAUGUUUGCAAUGUUUUAAAACUUAUAUUGUGCUCCCUUUCGUGAAGCAGUGGAUGGCCAAGUGAUGGUCAGUUUGUAUGUAAUACAUUAGGAAAACAGUUGUACAUUACAUCCAGAAAUUCUCUGUAUACUGCAAGAACCCAGUAAUUUUGUUUGUACUUACCAGGUUGUACCAGGUAAAAAAAAUUGGUGCCAAUGGCGUCAUCCACUAACAGUCUAAUGCAUAAAGCAUCGAUACUUAAUAAUGGGUGCUUGCGCUCAGUGAAACUGCUGUUCUUGGCAAAUGGCUUCUUAAUCUUAGACCUUAGGGCAUUUUUGAUAUCUCAAGACAAGCAACACGUACAGCAGUGCUUCUGAGAAAUUCAAGUCCAUGUCGAUGUCUUUUAUUGGUUGAUUAGUUGAAGAAUUAUUUAUGAAAGUAUGCUAUUUUGGUAGUACAUAAUUAUUGUAUAUAACUUGUACCAAUGAGUGUACAUUAGAGUCAUUAAAGUUAUAAUUGAUGUUGA
Molecule: messenger RNA, 2058 nt
Organism: Lineus longissimus
Lineage: Eukaryota; Metazoa; Nemertea; Pilidiophora; Heteronemertea; Lineidae
Product: pyruvate dehydrogenase protein X component, mitochondrial-like
Exons: 8
Coding region: 5-1510 (501 amino acids)
Biological process (GO): pyruvate decarboxylation to acetyl-CoA
Cellular component (GO): pyruvate dehydrogenase complex; mitochondrion
Molecular function (GO): acyltransferase activity
Source: RefSeq, a predicted model, not a curated record